CACAGGGUGGUGGGGCUGUUCGGGGAGCACUUCCGGUAUGGCGCUAGGUUCUUGUGAUACUAUGUAUAUGAUAUGCGCCAAACGGGUAGCCGCCACUUUUAGCGAAGAAUUUACCCCGCUUGCUUGUCUGCUCUUGCGAAUGACUUCGGCAAACUCAUGCCGAUUUCUCUCUCUUCUUUGGAACUUUAACUUCUGUUUCGACGCUACAGGUACAGCGCGGCAGCCUGCAGUACUUGUUUUGAACCAUGAUGAAGCCAGAGAAAGGAGCUUGAACUCGGCACGGCGAAAAACAUCCCACUCGUCAGUCUGUCGAGGUACGUUCAGCAUUGAGAACCCAUUGCUUCAGCGACAGCUAGCAGCGCUCACGGCGGCCUUGGAAAACCUUCGCAGUCAAGAUUUGAUGCUAUCUUCUUUGGAGGAAGUACCGAGAGCUCCGGAAGUGGCAGAACACUUAUUUCGACAUCUUCUUGGAGUAGAUGGAGGAUUGUCCGUGUUCACACAAGAAAAUGAUGGAUCUGACACGACAAACAGCGGCCCUGAGAAUACUACAGGGAAUCUUUCUGCUCAGUCAUCUACCAACAUGUUGACUCGGCUAGUGCGUUAUCUACAGGACGCAAUUUCUGAGUCCAGCUGUGCUGGUGAGGCUUCUGUCGUCGCAGGAGGCAAAUUGCAGUUGGCAAGAUGCGCAAUCAUCCUCUCACUUCUCGGACUCGGUCACCUCUCGUCGCCGUCCCCUACACUUCUUCUAGAGUCCGCGCAUGCCUUGGCACAUUCUGUCCUCGACGAGAACGAUUUUGCAACCGAAGUUGCUGCACGCAGGGUGAUACUAUAUGCCGCAGCUCUGCGCAUGAACGGCGAAGAAGCGAAUGAACAGCUAGAGGCGAUGCUUGCUUUAAGACUGUAGCUCAUUCUUGAACGUAUGAUCCUGUCUGAAUCCUGUGAUGAAGUGGGAUUUGGAUACGCAUGGCUUAUAGUAUUCCAUUUUUUCAGAAAAGCUCUAAUGAACCGCGCCACGCCAUUCCACGAGCAGCUUGGAGACCCGAUCUUAUUUGCCGUUCGCGCGUUCAUCCUAGGCGGCCCAGCUGUUUUUGGAUGUUACUCAAGUCUCUUGUCGCUUCUAGAGCAAGCAGAGCAUAGUACAACUUCUAGUGGCACAAGUAGAAGAAGUAGUACAACUUCUAGUGGCACAAAUAGAAGUACAACUAGUAGCACGACUAGCACAACUAGUAGUACAUUGUUGAAGGACAUCCUUGUAACACGUGCUAAAAUUCUCCUUGGUCUUUUUCUCCGGCAUACUCUGGAGCAUCUCAGAUCAAUAAGGCCUAGCACAACUUCCUCUUCUGGCUCUUCUUUCACAAAAUUUGACCACGUAUGCGGCAGUACAUUGCUGAAGCGACCAGCAAAAUUGAGCCAGGAAACAGAGCGUGCUGCUACAAAUGCUAUUCAAACGAUUCAAGAACAUCAUCGUACGGAGAACAACAACAGAGACGGCAACUACUCUAUGCAACUGGUCUCAUUGGAAGCAGCACUAGCAUGGCAUCACAUUGUCAUGGCUCAGGUCUUGAUGUUGAACAAGGACGAUGAUGAUCAUCAUCACCCUACUUCUCGACAAGAACAUGCAGCGCAGGCAUCCAAGCUAGCAGAGUCCGCGCUGAUGAAUUCUGUGCCACUAAGUGGGGAAGAAGCUACAGAAGUCGAGGUCGUGACAAGGAUGAGGUUAGGAAUCCUAGCAACAACAGCCGCAGAAGUCGCAGGCAAAUGGAGUGCAGCAAUCAAACACAUCGAAACUCUAUUGCGACACUAUCAUGAGGAUCUCGAAGGUAGUUCUAGUUGCUACAACUAUCGCCCGCAUCUCGCAGAAGUAGUAGCUGGAGUCGCACAGCAAGUAGUUGCCCAAACAGCUUUGACCUCGACGAGUGAACAGCAACAUAAUGGAAAAGCUGCAGGGGCGUCUUCUUCUGCCAAGAACAUUAAACAAGUCCAUACAACUGCUCCUGCGGAAAAGAAAAAUUCGAUUUCGAAUUCCAAGAAUGCGAUCUCUUCCUCUACAACUCACAGUACCCGCGCCAACUUCUGUAGAAGCAACCUCUUCGUCGGGAUCCUCACCCAAUUUUCCCAGAAACUUGUGACUCUGGACAGUGCGACUCUGGCAAGGUCAAAGUCCGCCUCGGUUCAGAGGCAGCUUCUAUUUCCCAAGCUUAUACGCCGUUGCCUGUGGCAGCUGUGGAUCCGGAGUUGCGUCUUUCAGAAUAAGUUAAGGAACAAUGUUGAAACCAAAAAGAACCAAUGUGCCUCCAUUUGAGUUGGUUGCUACGUACUUCUUCACCAUUUGUUGUGGCCUAUCACAAGAUUCUUGGGAGUGGCAAUACACUGGUCGUGGUGGUACUUCCUCUUGGGUGGUACUUCUUCCUCUUUUAAGGGUUGAAGCAUUUCAUUUUUAAGAGGCAUUUCUCACUGAUUCCUUCUUGGAAUGACGGAGAAAUGAAGGAAAGAAAUGAAAUGUUUGAACCUUUAACUCUUGCUAGUACGUACUUCUUCACCACUCUCCUCCUCUAACCUGCGAUGAGCAGGACAGCUUUGUUGCGGGAAAGAACGCCAAAGCGUUUUUGCGGAUUCUCAGCAGCUACUACCGGCAAUCGGAGCGAUUGGGCACGCAUUACAAUCCACGUCGCGAUGAAUUGCUAAGCUGCCUUUUGCAUUGUGGUUCGACGAGCGAUCGUGAUUUUUGCCUCACUACACUGAACGAGGACAACACUUCUCCAUGGAUCAAAAGGCUAGACCGCGAACUCAUUGGUUUUGGUACGAAGAAGGAAGUGGCAUCAGCUUCAGGGCGGGUUUAUCAAGAUGUUGCCUCCUUCUGGUCUGCGUUAGUCCAAGAUGCAGAGGACGAAGUGCGAGAACAUAGGUCGUCUGGGCACGAGUCCUCUGCUGAGUGCUUGCUUUCUCUGACUCGAGCGGCCUUGCCUGAGGAAGAACUGAAAGACAGAUUUCUAUAUGCGCUUACGUUGCUGUAGUAGCGUUUGACUUGAAGAUUACUGAAUAGAAAUGAAUUUCGAGAAGCGGCGCUCCAGCUAUGCUGUAGCAGGGCUAAGGCCCAAGGGUGGGCUUCGAAGAGUAGAAUAGGCAAGAAUUAGCAGUGGUAUGCAUAGCGACUGUCAAUUACUGUAAGUAAGUAGUACACCUAAGCUUUUUUAUACAGUGUUCAAACUCAAAUCUUGUACGUAGAAGCAAGUACUAAUUGCCGAAAAUAAAGUAACUAACGACCCUUCUUUGUCGAAGAAAAAUCAUCUAACUAACCUUGGAGAAAAAUAUUAACUAUUGGAUCAUUUGCUCAUUGCGUAUUCCACACUAGUAACAUUCAAACACACUGCAAACGCACCAUGGUCUGCUAAUGUGAUGCUGCUUACAACUCCUUUUUUGUUGCGAAUCUAUCUUCAUCUUGAAUCUCAUGCUUUGUAAGAAAAAGUUGGUGGACAGCGGAAAGAUGAAAACUCUAAGACCUUCAUGAUGAGGUUUUGGUACACGCCACUGAUGGCGAAGCCUCGUCUUGGUAUCGCACACACUCUCUCAAUAUCCGACGAUCCGUGACUGGAAGUAGGGGUUCAAAAUCAAAAUUGUGUCUACAACUAUAGUCUAAGAAAACGACCUUUAAGCACAAAGGAGAUUACGCUUUCACUUAUGCGCCUUUCUUUGAUAUGUUGAAGCUGAAAGCGGAGGUCUUCUGCUCUACCAG
This is a messenger RNA of Amoebophrya sp. A25, 3733 nucleotides long. The record is from the annotation of a GenBank genome assembly. NCBI's taxonomy places the organism in Eukaryota, Dinophyceae, Syndiniales, Amoebophryaceae.